Messenger RNA from Sinocyclocheilus rhinocerous, 2674 nucleotides. RefSeq names its product E3 ubiquitin-protein ligase HACE1. Gene Ontology annotation, molecular function: protein binding; ubiquitin protein ligase activity. Gene Ontology annotation, cellular component: nucleus; cytoplasm; Golgi membrane. The coding region runs from base 1 to 2325 and encodes 774 amino acids. The record is from RefSeq and is a predicted model, not a curated record. NCBI's taxonomy places the organism in Eukaryota, Metazoa, Chordata, Actinopteri, Cypriniformes, Cyprinidae. Gene Ontology annotation, biological process: ubiquitin-dependent protein catabolic process; Golgi organization; protein polyubiquitination. The transcript has 23 exons.
AUGACGGAUAUGGGAGAUGAAUGUGAAACAGCCGUGUACACCCUCAUGCCCAUGGUCAUGGCUGACCAGCACAGGUCAGUUUCUGAAUUGCUUUUAAACUCAAAGUUUGAUGUCAACUACGCAUUUGGACGUGUUAAAAGAAGCCUUCUACAUAUUGCUGCCAACUGUGGAUCGGUAGAGUGUCUUGUCCUGCUGUUAAAGCGUGGAGCGAAUCCAAACUAUCAGGAUAUCUCCGGCUGCACACCUCUGCAUCUGGCUGCAAGAAACGGACAGAAGAAGUGUAUGGGCAGACUGUUAGAGUACAAUGCUGAUGUUAAUAUCUGCAAUAAUGAAGGUCUCACUGCUAUUCAUUGGCUGGCAGUGAAUGGAAGGACAGAGCUACUUCAUGACCUGGUGCAGCAUGUGUCUAAUGUGGACGUGGAGGACGCCAUGGGCCAGACAGCCUUACAUGUGGCCUGCCAGAAUGGACACAAGACUACAGUGCAGUGUCUUCUGGACAGUGGAGCGGACAUCAACAGGCCCAAUGUCUCUGGAGCGACUCCCCUCUAUUUCGCCUGCAGUCAUGGUCAGAGGGACACCGCACAGAUACUGCUCCUCAGGGGAGCCAAGUAUUUGCCAGACAAGAAUGGGGUUACACCGCUUGACCUGUGUGUGCAGGGUGGUUAUGGCGAAACAUGUGAAAUUCUCAUCCAGCACCAUAGCAGACUGUUUCAGACACUGAUACAGAUGACCCAAAAUGAUGACAUUAAAGAGAACAUGUUAAGGCAGGUUCUAGAACAUGUCUCACAGCAGAGUGACUCCAGCUAUCAAAGGAUCUUGACCAGCUUGGCUGAGGUGGCCACCACAAAUGGACAUAAACUGCUGAGUUUGUCCAGUAACUUUGAGGUCCAAACAAAGAGUUUGCUCCGAAUUAUCCGGAUCUUCUGUCAUGUGUUCUGUCUUGGGCCGUCCUCCCCAAACAACGGGAAUGACAUGGGUUACAACGGAAACAAGACACCACGUAACCAGGUGUUUAAGCCUCUGGAGCUGUUGUGGCACUCUCUUGAUGAAUGGCUGGUCCUCAUCUCCACCGAGCUGGAUAAGGAGAGCACAGACGCAACAACCUCAUCCUCAGGAAAUGACAUUGCGUCACUUUUCCUGAAAAAGCAGGAGGUCGACCCCUCCGUUUCCAGCGAAAAUCCCCCACUGUUGCUGGACGCCAAGUCGGUGAUGAAGACGCCGGAGGGUUACGCCGAUGGUCAGGAUGUCAUCUCUAUGAUAGCCAAUCGCCUGAGCGCUGUGAUCCAGGCCUUCUACAUGUGCUGUUCCUGUCAGAUGCCACGUGGCAUGACCUCCCCUCGAUUCAUCGAGUUUGUCUGUAAGCAUGAUGAAGUGCUCAAGUGUUUUGUGACAAGGAAUCCCAAAAUCAUCUUCAACCAUUUCCACUUCCUGUUGGAAUGUCCUGAGCUCAUGUCCCGCUUCAUGCAUAUUAUUAAAGGACAGCCAUUUAAAGACAGGUGUGAGUGGUUUUAUGAACAUCUUCUGGCCGGACAGCCAGACUCAGAUAUGGUGCACCGGCCAGUUAAUGAAAAUGACAUUCUUCUUGUUCACAGAGAUUCAAUAUUCCGAAGCAGCUGUGACGUUGUAUCCAAAUCCUCCAAUGAGAAACUCAAACAAGGCAUUGCAGUGCGGUUCCAUGGUGAAGAGGGAAUGGGUCAGGGGGUGGUCAGAGAGUGGUUUGACAUUCUGUCCAAUGAGAUCAUCAACCCGGACUAUGCACUGUUUACACAAUCAGCCGAUGGUACCACGUUUCAACCCAACAGCAAUUCUUCUGUAAACCCAGAUCAUCUAAACUACUUCGGAUUUGCUGGUCAAAUCCUGGGUCUGGCUCUCUAUCAUCGACAGCUGGUGAACAUCUACUUCACACGCUCCUUUUACAAGCACAUACGUUUGGAACAAGAACUGCUGUUGUCAGGCAUGCCUGAAAUUGAUGUGAUGGACUGGAAGAAGAACACCGAGUACACUAGUGGCUACGACCUGCAGGAGCCUGUUAUACAGUGGUUUUGGGAAGUGGUUGAAAAUCUCACUCAAGAAGAAAGAGUCCUUCUCUUACAGUUUGUUACAGGAAGUUCAAGAGUUCCUCAUGGGGGAUUUGCUUUUCUGAUGGGCGGCAGCGGUCUGCAGAAGUUUACUAUUGCCGCUGUGCCCUACACAUCAAACCUACUGCCUACCUCUAGUACAUGUAUCAACAUGCUGAAACUCCCAGAAUAUCCCAGCAAGGACGUCCUGCGUGAUCGUUUGCUGGUUGCACUGCAUUGUGGGAGUUACGGAUACACCAUGGCAUGACACUGGCUUUUGCGUUUGCUGAGAAUUCUGCUCUGUGGACACAUCACGCAUACAGGGCUCAGUUCAGGGAUUCUUCAACACUUCAAUUCAAAAGCCUGUAUCUUUAAAUUAUUUUUGGCACAUGAAAUCUAUGACAAGGACAUCAGUAAAUAAUGACAUGAAUUAAUGAUACUUCAGCCACUGAAGCUGUUUUGCAUAUGUGAAAAGGAUGUCCAGGUCACAUUUCACCAUAAAGUCAAAAUAAGAAUUAAUAUUUUGCAUAAAGAAUUUCUUUUUUUGCCUGUUAUUUCCAUUGCUACAAUAGUCAUUUUCUGUAUUACAUCAAAUACACUACUUUUUUACAGGAAAU